This is a messenger RNA of Paramisgurnus dabryanus, 2397 nucleotides long. Lineage: Eukaryota; Metazoa; Chordata; Actinopteri; Cypriniformes; Cobitidae. The record is from RefSeq and is a predicted model, not a curated record.
AUGUAGCGCGGGGCGCGCGUGGACCCCUCCGCCUCUCCACACAAACACUCGAGACGCACAUCAGACGUCCAGCACUUUACCAACGUCCACACUUAUUUCUCUCCUUUGUUACGCGUUAUUUUGUCGGGCACUGUAGUUUUUCGCACUCGUGCACGGUUUUCCUCGCGUCUGGAGAUGUGGUGGAUGCUGUUUCCCAGAUGGAUUUGGUUUUUAUUCGGGCAAUUUUGCGUCUCGCGGUUGGACUUGCGCGCGAGAGCGUUGCCAAUGCCAAUGUCAAUGUCCAAAGUGGUUUAUUCUCACGCGGGGAUGUGUCCAAACGAGAUGAACCCGAACCUGUGGGUGGACGCUAUGAGCACCUGCGAGCGAGAGUGCGAGUCUGACCAGGACUGCGAGCCAUUUGAGAAAUGCUGUUUAAACGUUUGUGGAAACAAGAGCUGCGUGGCCUCCCGUUACAUGGACCUCAGGGGUAGGAAAGGUCCUAUGGGAAUGCCCAAAGGCAUCACCUGUGACAAAUUCAUGUGCACGCAACAAGGUUCAGAGUGUGACAUCUGGGACGGACAGCCGGUGUGCAAAUGCAAAGACCGUUGCGGACAAGAGCCCCGUUUCAUCUGCGCCUCAGACGGCAUGACCUACUACAACAAAUGCUAUUUAGAUGCGGAGGCCUGCACGAGGGGCACCACUCUCACCGAAGUCACCUGUAAGUUUCACCUUAGCUUCUCCAACACCAGCCCUCUUCCUGAGGAGACCACCGUUCGACCCACCACAGCUCAUCUUCAGACCACCCCUAUCGAUAUUCAAGCACCUAUCAUGGUCAGCAAUCCGAUGAACUACUUUGUGUUUGUGGGAGAAACCGCCAGCUUCCUGUGCGAGGUGACGGGUAAGCCAAAACCGGUGAUUACCUGGGAGAAGCAAAUUAAAGGCAAAGAAAGCACCGUGAUGGGACCCAACCACGUGCUCGGAAACAUAGUGGUUACUAACAUCGCCCAGCUGGUCAUAUACAACGCCCAAAUCCAGGAUGAGGGCAUCUACACGUGCACUGCCAAAAACCUGGGUGGAUCCGUCCAGGCUCAUUUUCCACUCUCUGUGGUUCCGAGAGAGCAGACCAAACCUAAACCGGUGGUGAAUAUCACUCGCUUACCACCUGAGGAAUGUUCGAAAGAACCGGAUAUGGAUGUUUGCGGAGAGGAGAGCGUUAGUUGGUACUACGAAGCCAAGGGAAACAACUGCUUUACCUUCACGUACAGCCAGUGCGACAAAAACAAAAACCAUUUUGACACGUACGAGUCAUGCAUGGCUUCGUGCAAAUCGGAGAUUGCUGCCCCAUGCACUUUACCAAGCGUACAGGGGCCUUGCAAGUCAUACAAACCGCGUUGGGCCUACUUUCCUGCGCUAAAGAAAUGCCAGCCUUUCGUUUACGGAGGGUGUGCCGGAAAUAAAAACAACUUCGAGAGCCAGGAAGCUUGCGAGGAGAAGUGUCCCUUCCCCAAGAUCAAGAAUUGUAAGCAGUGCAAGCCCAGGCAGAAAAUGAUCCCCAGCUUCUGCAAGAGUGACUUUGUGGUCCUGGGGCGAAUUUUGGAGAUUAAGGAAGACCAGGAUUCUGGCCACGCGCUCAUCACCAUGGAGGAGAUCUUAAAGGACGAGAAGAUGGGACUGCGGUUCUUCCGGCAGGAACCUCUGGAAGUGACGCUGCUCAAUAUGGAUUGGAAAUGUCCCUGUUUGAACGUGACCAGAGCGGAGAGUCAAAUGAUUAUAAUGGGAGACGUUCACAAUGGCAUGGCCGUCCUGCAGCCCGACAGCUUUGUGGUCGCGUCAACCGCAAGGCGCAUUCGUAAACUCCGUGAGCUCGUCAACAAAAAGCCUUGCGAUAUUUUGAUGGAGUUCAGCAACGCAAAGUACUAGGGAAGUUUCGAUGCAAUGCCAACCUUGGACGUCACAUACGGAUUUGUCUUGCUGUGUAAAAAAACAACUACUACAAUCAUGUCAAAUUGCUGCUAUUUUGCAGCAUGGAGGAUGGAGAGACGAAUAUUGUGAAUUGAACUGUGUAAAUGACUUUAUAGGAACAUAUUAUCUUAUUUACGUCUACACGUUGUAGUACGAGUACAGUUGUUUUAGUUUGACUAAAAACCUCAGAUCUUGUAUAAAACCAGACUCUGUACCUGUCUCAGAACGAAGGCCUUGCAAGGCAGUCGCUGAACUUCAGCCGAAACAGGUGGUUAAACUUUACUAACUAUUUAUGCUUCACGAAGAAUGCAUUCGAUUUGAAAGCCAUGUCAUUCGUAAACAAAAAAAAAUGACAUGUUAAAUACUAUUGCACCUUAUUUUUAAUUCAUUUUUAUUUUAGUUUUUGUUCCAUUUAUUUAUUUUAACACCGUACUUUUACGUUACUACCAUAAGUUG